GUCAAAGUUUAAUGUUUGUAACCUGCCAAAAUUGAGCAUUGACCAUGAAUACCUAGGUACCGACUUUAAUUGUUUCAGUUCUGAAUUUUUUUGAGAUAUCUCACUGUUUGACUUCGAUAUUUGGAUACCACUCAUUUACACUAUCUAUCUAUAUGUUUUGAGUCAACGUAUGAUUAAUAGCGAUUAUCAUUGAUAAUAUGAUCUCCCAAGUUCCAAAGAGACAGUUUUACCUUCACAGAUCGCACCUACUGUGGAGCAAUCCGUGAAUUCGUGGAGUUUUUAGGGUCACCGUGGAAAAAGCAGUGUUCGCCUUGAUGGAAUUCCCUACCUAUCGGUUCCGAGUAUCAUGAUAUCAUUAUAUUAGUAACAAAAUCCUGUCUGGUAAUUUAGUCCUCGGCCGAAGUUGGUGCGAACGUAGUGACCGUUAAUAGUUUAUCGUGGUAGGUUUACCGAAAAUAUCUAUCGAAUAGGAACUUGCUCGUGGCCGGAUUAGCGUGUGGUGUGAAGUUAAACUGUGUACCUAUUCAUGAUGAGAAUUUUAUUUAGCGUGAUUUUGUUCGGGGGUGUUUUUUCGCAAACACUUGUUUCCAGUGCUGAAGACAGCCUUACGACUGCGGAAUACUCAGGAACGACAAUUGAAAACAAGAUUACCAUUUUGCUACCGAAAUGUUGCUCCCAUGGUUUUGCUGUUGGAGCAAGCAACUGCAGCCUCACAAAUGUAACCUUUCAACCAGAUUUCAGCGUUCACAAGCACAAUGAUACAGCUUUCGAUGAUGAACCGAUUGAUUCCAGCUUAAUUAUCUUCGACACUUACAUCAAGGAUCCUUGCAAAGGACUCAAGUUUCCCCUAUCACCUGAGGAAAAUCCAAUAUUUCUAGUAAAUGGGUCACUUCUGCUAGCUGGCAUGGGUGAAUAUGAUGGUAUAUUAGGACAUAAUCAGUUCUGCAUAGAUAACUUAAACAUGAUUCCUGGAGACUCUACAGUGUAUACCUUCGUAUGCGUAAGAGACCAAGAAGAUAACGCUCUUCCUAGAUGGGUGUUUACAGCUUAUAUAACCCUUGUUACAAUAUCCUCCCUUCUCUUCUCCUCAUCCGCAGUUUUUUUUUAUAAACAAGAUUCGAGAGGGAUUCACAGGAAGUCCUUCAUAGCGUUUGCUAUUUCGAUGAGUGUAACCUACUUGAUCAUCAUAUUGAUGCAGUUCAUAUCUUGGGGUUGCAAAUUCUUCGGGUUACUCCUUCAAUUUUUCGUGAUACUUUCCUUCUGUUGGCUUGCUGUAUUAUGUUUUGAUCUUGCUUGGAGCAUUCAUAAUUACAGGGUGAAGGAAAAUGUGGAUCGCACCAAAUACUACAUAGGAAGUACCAUUUUAGUAUCCUCCGUAUUCCUUAUAAUAUCUGUGUCCAAUAAUUUUACUCCAGAUAUUCCCUUCACCUUCUUCAAACCUCAGUUUGAGAAGACCAGCUGCAUUGAAUUUGCCAAUCGGCGUUCUUCAUUAUUUUUCACCGCCAUAAUCCUAACACUGACAGUAUCGGUGCUGAGCCUAUCUUAUAGUUUACUUAAAAUGAACCGAAAUCGAUAUGGCAAUACAGACGAGGGACUACAACAAUGGAAAAGGGUAUCAAAAAAAUACAGUUAUAUGUAUGGAAGAAAAUUGGUGCUGUUUGUUUCAAUGAUUAUUUGGAUUUUCGACGCAUUUAGCGACCGUUUUCCUCCUAACUCUUCCAUCUCUAUGAUCAUACUGUCGGUCCAAGCUUUUCACGGUUUCAUAGUUGUGCCCUUGUACACCAUGAAAACACUGAGGAGAGUUAUUGAUGUGAACAAUAAACCCCGAAUAGACAAUUUAGACGAGUUACUUGAAAUUGGUAACAACCAUGUGACUGAAAUAGACAGAAGAAGGAAAUGAAAAAUCUUUUUUAUUUAUUUCUGAUAUAACUGUGAUAAUAUUUAUUGUGUAUAUGUUCUCUAAACUAUAAAUAUUUUUCCCAAGACUGAAUGAAUCUGCCUAUGCUUCAGUAGCUUGGCAUGUUGAAGUGAAAUUUCCUUUUGAAUUAAGCAUCACAACCAUUAUUGUAUUUCAAUUUGUAGAUUUCAUUAUGAAUUUUGUUACAUCGAAUAUUUAAAUGACUUAAAUGAUAAAAGUUGUGCAUGACAAUUAUUUUUUAUAACAAUGCAUAGACCUAGUCAAUAAAUUUCUUUACUAUU
Coccinella septempunctata (seven-spotted ladybird) is the source of this 2199-nucleotide messenger RNA. RefSeq names its product probable G-protein coupled receptor Mth-like 10. The transcript is spliced from 8 exons. Bases 527 to 1900 code for a protein of 457 amino acids. NCBI's taxonomy places the organism in Eukaryota, Metazoa, Arthropoda, Insecta, Coleoptera, Coccinellidae. The record is from RefSeq and is a predicted model, not a curated record.